AGUCAAGCGCAAUUAACGAUGCAAACCUGCUACAUUUCAGAGUCACGUAGGACAUUAUUCCAGAAUCAUUAUGGGUGCAAGAAACAUUCUGUUUGCGAUCUUCUUGACGAUAGUUUCUACAAACGUGAUAAAAGCAGCAGUGAUAACGAAAUUGUUAGAAGAGGAAGCUCUUCCUCGUUUUAUAAAUUCUAUAGCGAGCUCCUUCCCUGAAUUCGGUCAGUUUUCCCAUAAUGUUGCCUCAUCAGCGGCCACUGCAGCAUCACGCGCUUUCGGCGGUUUCAAGACCUACGUCGGUGGCUUGUGUAACGGUCUCAGAGAUAUGGAUAUCCCACCCAGAUUUAAUCUCCUGCGUUGCUUCGUUAAUGAGGAUUUACUCUCACGUUUUGCGCAUCCUACUAUUGGUGUGAAUGAGGGAUCCGCUGCGUCGAGCGCAGCGGCAGCGUCUGCAACUGGAGAUGCUCCCGGUGGCGCCGUUGUACCGCAUCUGGUACCAGUACCACGUUUUAGACGUGUUUCAGAAACGGGAGCUGUUGGCAGCGAUGGUGCUUUAGCCACUGGAGCUCACGGUUCUGUUAUAGCUCUCGGAAACUAGACGCAAAGUUUGCGAGACAUAAAUAUCAGAGAGAAAAAGAUCGAUUUUAUUUAAUUUAACGUGUAUAUGAUGCACGACGCGAUGAUAUGCAUGUGUGUAAUGCGCUUAAUAUACUUACUGAUCAAGUAAGUUGAAUUAAGAGAAAGAGGCUGCAACGAGAUGAUAAAGUAAUUGUACACUCUGUACUCUUAUUCGUAUUUCAACAUCUAAUGGCAAAGUUUCCGAUUAUCUUUCCCACGUAGAUGUUAUGCAAUGUAAGAUUUACGUUAUGCAUGCAAUAAAUGUAAUUGUAAAUGUAUUUUUAA
Molecule: messenger RNA, 897 nt
Organism: Ooceraea biroi (clonal raider ant)
Lineage: Eukaryota; Metazoa; Arthropoda; Insecta; Hymenoptera; Formicidae
Source: RefSeq, a predicted model, not a curated record